Symbiodinium sp. CCMP2456 is the source of this 1080-nucleotide messenger RNA. The record is from the annotation of a GenBank genome assembly. NCBI's taxonomy places the organism in Eukaryota, Dinophyceae, Suessiales, Symbiodiniaceae.
AUGCCCACCGCAGACACGGAGAAGAAGGUGAACAUGCAGAGGACGUACUCCGAUCCUGACCUACCUCAGCUGCUGCCUUUGCCAGCGCGCCCAUCUUCGUCCUACGAGCCACGACCGAAGGUCAAAGAGGCUGCCCAAUUCACCGACGAUGUGAUGCAGGCAAUGGCAGAGAAGUUGGGCGUCAAUGUCAUGGCGCAGCCGGAGUUUAACUGGGUGAUCCGGGAUUGCCUGCUAUCUCUUCGGGAUGAAGGCUGGACGUGUCAGGUCCGCAGCGGUGACUUGGAGUACUGCUACAAGUACAAGGAUGAGACUCGACCGUACCACCCCAUCGCAGAGGCGCAUCGGAAGCUGGCAGAGCGCCUUAUGGCCUCACAGGGUGAUCUCCAGAUGAAGCACCUGGAUCCACACUAUCGCGUUCGGCAUCACGUUUACCGUGCCAUCAUGGGCGAAAAGGACGUGCGACGCGUCUGCACACCAAAGCUUAUCGAGGAAGUGAUGAAGGAUUUGGACGUGAGCCCGUCCGAUGAGCCCUACCUGAUUCGCAGGAUCAAAACAUCCGUCGAAGAUGCCUACUUCAGGUAUAAGCGGACUGGAAAGUUCCAGACCACCAUCGAGAACUGCGUGGACGUGGAGUCUCUGGUUGUGAACCUCGAGCUGGACCGCGUCGGCUUUAUGAAAAAGAUCUCCCCAUCAGGCCUCCUGUACUGCGUGGAGUGUCAGACAGCUCUGGGGGAUGUGAUCUCUGCUGGGUGCCAUGACGUUCUGUGCAAUCAGUGUGCCGUUGAAACGCACAGCACCGGGAACCGGCAGGAUGCACCUCUCGUCUUCAUCGAGCAGGCAGUCUGCGCUGAGUGCACUACCAAGUCGGCGCUCGUUCGUUGCCAAGACUGCGUUGAGCUCUUCUGCUACGAUUGCUUCAAGCUGACUCAUGCAGCUGGGAAGCGCAAACGGCACUGCGUCGGCCUUCCCCAAAGAACUUUUUGCUUUGAGUGCGACAUGCGGGAGGCAGGUUGGCCAAGCGAGUACCAUGCGCAUGAUGGGCGGUGGCAGCUCCGGAUCUGUUGCGCAGCACAAGCUUAG